Molecule: messenger RNA, 772 nt
Organism: Drosophila melanogaster (fruit fly)
Lineage: Eukaryota; Metazoa; Arthropoda; Insecta; Diptera; Drosophilidae
Exons: 4
Coding region: 189-638 (149 amino acids)
Molecular function (GO): hydrolase activity; acylphosphatase activity
Source: RefSeq, marked reviewed
UUGACAAUAAGAAAACGUAACUUUUGCUAUUGUUUUUGUUUUACCUUGUUCAAGUCAUUUCAUUUAAAAUGUACUGUUUUUAAAGCCAUUGAAAUUCAAGGUGACCCAAAAUAAAACCCUCAAUCCCUAUCGACCUAUCGAUUUUUGACAGUUUCCGCUCCAAAUAUGUUAAAUAUACGAGUUGUAAAAUGACCUCCCAAGAAACGCAGACUGAGGGUGAACGUAGGAGGGUAACUCUUCCAUCUUCGACACCAGAUAAAGGUACACCAUCCAAAAAAGGCAGCGAGGAGCCCAACCGAAUUUCGAACACAGAGUUCCAAAAAAGAGUAACAUCGGACAGAAGCGAUGAGCCGGUCUUCAGCUGCCAAUUCGAAGUGUUCGGCAUUGUGCAAGGCGUUUCAUUUCGAAUGUACACCUUGCGAAGAGCUCAAAAGCUGGGAGUCCGGGGUUGGUGCAAAAACACCAACGAGAAUACGGUGAAGGGCGAAAUUCAAGCACACCGACAUUCCUUUGAGUCCAUGCGCCUCUGGCUAAAGCACACCGGCAGCCCCACCAGUCGAAUUGACAAAUGCAUUUUCAGUGAGACUACAGAACUUUCAGAAUUCACGUUCACUAACUUCUCCAUAGUGGUGGAUUAGUUGUUCUCUAAAAGCUUAAAAUCAUUUAGAAACGGAAUUGAAUUUUUCUUACACACACUUAUACAGUAUUUGGAUAUGAGCUACAAAUUUUUCUAUUGUUAUAAUAUUAAAUCUAACUAAAAUGCAAAUAAAUU